AUGCAGAGACUAGAAGGCAUGUCUUUCAGAAGAUCCUCAAACUCUGCAAGACAUGCCAGUUACUUCUCGAAAGAGUAGUAAAUGGAGAGCUUCAGGCAGAAAUGGAGUACCUGAUGAAGGUGUUGAAAAAGGUGCUUGGAUUUAAAAAAGAUUUCGAUGAUUUCCUGAUGAGGGAAGCAGAUGCCCUGCUGGAUGCAGGAAAGGGACCUUAUCAUCAGGAAAGAGAACCAGAAGAGGAGGAUGAGGUUAUAGCAUGGCCUCUGAAUCUUCUACCUCCUGCUCUAUGGUCCGAACGAGGGGCAUCCGUUUUCCAACCACCUUGUCCACCUCCACGUACACCACCUUGUCCACCUAAGGGCAAUAGGAAGAAGCGGAAGAGGGCAGAGUCUCCUGUCCCAAUGCCUCAAGGCAACAAAAAGAAAAGCAGGAUUUUCUCCACACCAUCCACCUCCUCAUAUCCGGGUCCAUCAUUCGGUGGAGAAGCAAGCAAAAUGCCUUUUUGGCAUCCCCCCGAACAAAGUGAUGUUAUGAGGUUUUUGUUUGGGGAUCAUUUGGCAUCCCUGUGUGAGGAGCGCCCGAGGCAGCAUACACCCCCUUGCUCCCCGCUCGCUACACCACUGCCAUCAUUCCCGUCCCAAUGUGUGGCAUCCCCAACUUCUGCAUCCCCUCCUUCACCUCCUUGCCUGCCUGAAGGCAAUAGGAAGAAGCGGAAGAGGACAGAGUCUCCUGUCCCAAUGCCUCAAGGCAACAGGAAGAAGAGGAAGAGGGUGGAGUCUUUGACCCCAGUGCCUCAACACCGCCCAGUCACGAGGUCGAUGACGAGAGCUUGUGGGACAGGGAUGCCAUUUCGGGUAAGACAAAUGAAAUUUAUGUUUUUUCAUAUUUUUCAAUUUUUAAUGAAGGAAUUUUGAGUUUUUACAUAUUUUUCUCUUGUCACGGAGUGAGAACUGAAUUAAAUGAAUGAAAAUAUAUCUCAAAUUUGAGGAAUUAAGUAUAAAUUGAAAUGCAUUAAAAGUGUGUAUAAAUACUCCAUACAAGAGAGUCGUGUUCACAUCAUAUU
This is a messenger RNA of Stegodyphus dumicola, 1060 nucleotides long. RefSeq lists its product as uncharacterized. The record is from RefSeq and is a predicted model, not a curated record. NCBI's taxonomy places the organism in Eukaryota, Metazoa, Arthropoda, Arachnida, Araneae, Eresidae.